AGUAUUCAUUAACUCUUCACCAUCACAACUUUUCCCCGCCAACACAACCCGGCCUUCAGGAUACUGGCAACAACACAGACUAUUGAGGUCUGCCGACUAGAAACCCGAUUAACAAAUCUAUAAAAGGAGAUACAAAAAUGAGCGACAGUACACCAACCGAAGCAGCGGUUGCCGAAUCAAAUACCGCCGGCAACGAGGCCACAACAAACAGCGACAAGGCAUCCCCAGAGACAACCACCACAAGCACAACGGAGCCGGGGAACACGGCCAAGACGGCAGCGGCGGAGCGCAUGGCCCGCUUCCGCGCGCUGCAGGCACGCGCCAAGACGUCAUCGGACCAGAACCUCAAGGCGGCGACGGCCGAGUCGCGGCGGGAGGCGUCGGACCCCUCGCAGCUGACGGCGCUGCACCGGCGGCACGCCAUCGCGUCGCACAAGAUCCUCAAGGCGGAUGUGGAGGAGAGCGGCGGCGACUUUGAGCGCAAGCGGGCCUGGGACUGGACGGCCGAGGAGAGCGAGCGGUGGGACAAGCGCGUCAAGAAGAAGGAGGCGGCGCGCGACAACAACGCCUUCCAGGACUACAGGCACGAGGCCGAAAAGAUUUACAAGCGCCAGCUCAAAAACAUGCCGCCCGACAUGGAGCGCUACGCAAAGGACAAGAUGGCCGCCAUCGACAAGGCCGCGGCCGCGGGGACGCUGGACAUCGUCGAGACGGAGGACGGCGAGCUCAUCGCCGUCGAUCGCGCGGGCACAUUUUACUCCACCACCGACUCUACCGACUUUGCCAAGAACAAGCCCGACAAGGAGGCCAUAGACAGGCUGGUCAACGAUAUGAAGAAGGCCGAGGACGUCGCGGCCAAGAAGAGGAAGGCCCGCAUGGCCAAGAACGGAGAGGAUGACGACGUCACAUAUAUCAACGACAAGAACAAGCAGUUCAACCAAAAGCUGGCAAGGUUCUACAACAAGUACACGGCGGAGAUCAGAGAAAGUUUCGAGCGCGGCACGAUGAUAUGAGCCUAUGGAGCUUCGUUUCCUUCCUUUUUUGUUCUUUCUUCCCAGAAAUAUUUUACUAUUACCUCAUGGCGACAGGUUGGGAUGGCGUAUUGGAUGACUGGAAUUAUGGCGUAAAGCAGGCUCAUUGGCCGGCAAGAGAUUAGACGGG
This is a messenger RNA of Pyricularia oryzae 70-15, 1161 nucleotides long. RefSeq names its product pre-mRNA-splicing factor SYF2. Lineage: Eukaryota; Fungi; Ascomycota; Sordariomycetes; Magnaporthales; Pyriculariaceae. The record is from RefSeq and is a predicted model, not a curated record. Gene Ontology annotation, cellular component: post-mRNA release spliceosomal complex; Prp19 complex; catalytic step 2 spliceosome. The transcript has a single exon. The coding region runs from base 138 to 1013 and encodes 291 amino acids.